AUGACCAGCAUUGAUGAUCUUCUGCUGGUGCAGGGCGCUGAUGAAGCUGCCGUCAAACACCUGCCAAAAGAUAUUCAGGAUCCGUCCCGUAUCAAGGCGCAACUCGAGCAGCUCUAUCUGUCACCAUCCGCCCAAUUCUCAGAUGACUGGCUGAACCGCCUGCAACAGCGCUGGGACUUUGAAGCCGACUACUCAUCGCUAUUUCGAAUUGCACCGACACAGACCAGGACAGUCACUCGUUUCCAGCGCCAGGGUCUCGAAGGCCGCGUCACAGGCUACAAGAAUGUCACAGUUCCGCGCAACAGCGCCAACGCUAAAAACUCGACCAGUCUGCUCCGCAAGCCCGCUAACCGCGCAGAAUUUGUCCGAGGCGCGGCUGGAUUUUUCCCAUUUGCGCCAGGUGGUCUGGAAGGCAUCGCGGCCACUGCUGCCUUGGAAGAUCAGGCCCUCGCUGAUACCCGCGGAGAUGGGAAGGUCGGUGGCAACAAGCUCGACAGAGUCAUCCAAUUCACCGACGGAGGCCUGCUUCAGGUAGCACCCGGCCUGGAAAGAGGAAUUGACUUUGGAAAGAAAAAGUCACAGCAGGACAAGGAAGCCGAGGAUGCUGUUCAGCAAGUUUUGGAGGAGGCACCAGAACAAGCGACUGGAGGCGAGGGCAAGGAGGAUGGAGACGAGCCAGAGGAUGCAGAAGAGGACGAGGAAGGAGAUGGAGAUGAUGACAUUGAUGAUAUUCUGCCUGUCGAAUUCCCUUCCCUUGAGCCACACAGCGUACUUGCCACGUCUCGUGCUAAGAAGGCGGGCAAGGAAUGGGCGCACAUGGUGGAUAUUCGCGGGGAAAUGACCAACUUCAGAGAGCUGGUACCAGAUAUGGCGCGAGAAUGGCCAUUUGAACUGGACACCUUUCAAAAAGAAGCUGUCUACCAUCUCGAGAAUGGCGAUUCUGUUUUUGUCGCCGCACAUACAUCUGCAGGCAAGACUGUAGUUGCAGAAUACGCCAUUGCUCUAGCGGCCAAGCACAUGACCAAGGCCAUCUACACAUCACCCAUCAAAGCGCUAAGCAACCAAAAGUUUCGCGACUUUCGACAGACGUUUGACGAGGUCGGCAUUCUCACUGGUGACGUGCAAAUCAAUCCCGAGGCUAGUUGUCUCAUCAUGACGACCGAGAUCUUGCGCUCCAUGUUGUACCGCGGUGCUGACUUGAUUCGUGAUGUUGAGUUUGUCAUAUUCGACGAGGUCCACUACGUCAACGAUUACGAGCGAGGUGUAGUCUGGGAAGAAGUCAUUAUUAUGCUGCCAGAGCACAUUUCGCUGAUCCUCCUCUCUGCCACGGUGCCCAAUACGCAUGAAUUUGCCUCGUGGGUUGGACGGACCAAGCAGAAAGACAUCUAUGUGAUAUCGACCCCCAAGAGACCAGUUCCUCUGGAGCACUACCUCUGGGCAGGCAAAGAUAUUCACAAGAUUGUCGACUCUGACAAAAGGUUUCUUGAGAAGGGCUGGAAAGACGCACACGCUACACUUGAAAGCAAGGACAAAGUCAAAGGCGCGGAGACCACUGUCGCAACUCGUGGAGGCAACCCCCGAGGUGGUCAGCGUGGCGGCCAACAACAGCGUGGUGGCCGCGGUGGCGCCCAGCAACGCGGUGGCGGAGGACAGCGAGGCGGAAAUCAGAGAGGAGGUCGUGGAGGCGGAGGUCCUCCUCGAGCGAGUCACACACCCGGCCAUAUGGGCCGCUCUGGUAGACCCGGCUUUGCUUCUGCAGCACAAGACAAGAACUUGUGGGUUCAUCUGGUCCAGUAUCUGAAGCGCAACACGCUUCUGCCGGCAUGCAUAUUUGUCUUCUCCAAGAAGCGAUGCGAGGAGAAUGCCGACGCACUGAGCAACCAGGACUUUUGCACGGCGUCUGAGAAGAGUCACAUUCACAUGAUUAUCGAAAAGUCAAUUGCACGACUCAAGCCAGAAGAUCGUGUUCUACCACAGAUUAUCCGCCUGCGCGAGCUUCUUGGCCGAGGUAUCGCAGUACAUCACGGUGGCUUGCUGCCCAUCGUCAAGGAGCUGGUUGAGAUGCUGUUUGCCGAGACGCUUGUCAAGGUUCUUUUUGCGACCGAAACAUUCGCCAUGGGUCUCAACUUGCCGACAAGAACAGUUGUAUUCUCUGGCUACCGCAAACACGACGGACAUUCGUUCCGUAAUCUUUUGCCAGGUGAAUACACACAGAUGGCUGGUCGUGCUGGACGCCGUGGCUUGGACAAGGUUGGGUCCGUCAUUAUUGUACCGCCUGGCGGUGAUGAUGUACCCCCCGUCACAGACUUGCGCAACAUGCUCCUGGGUGAGCCGUCCAAGCUUCGAUCCCAAUUCAGACUGACAUACAACAUGAUUCUCAACUUGUUGCGCGUUGAAGCUCUCAAGAUUGAAGAAAUGAUUAAGCGCAGUUUCUCAGAGCAUGCCACGCAACAGCUUUUGCCCGAGCACGAAAAGGAUGUCAGGCUUGCCCAGGCAGAUUUGGACAAGGUGAAGCGUGAGCCGUGCAAGAUAUGCGACACUGUCGUGGACGAAUGCCAUCAAGCUGCUCAGGAUUACAAGCAGCUUACCGCCGAACUCUACAAGGGAUUGCUCAAGAUUACAAUUGGUCGCAGAAUGUUUUCACAGCAACGGCUGAUUGUAUUCAACUGGGACGGUAUCCGCACUGUAGGUAUCCUGCUCUCCGAGGGCGUGAGCCCCAGGAGCACGAUUGAAAAUCCUACACUGCACGUAUGCGCACUUAAGCCGCUCCGGGAUCGUCGCGACGGUACUGAUUUACUGCCAUUCCUGCCAGUAUAUCGCAAGUACCUACAUAAGCUGCCACAGGGUCGCAAGCGCAUGCAGACUAAGACGCUACAUGUUCCGCUGAGCGACGUGGAGUGCCUGACACGAUGGGUACUUAAGGGCACCGUGCCCGAAAUCAUGAAGCGCGGCGACGUGGCUCUGCAAGCGAUUGACAAGCUCCAGGAAAUCUGCGCCUCGUGGGAUGAUAAGUGGGAUGAGGCGGACAUGGGCAGGAUCAAAAGCCUGCAGUUGCAGGAAAUAAUGGAGCAACGAGUGCAGCUUGCCAAGAAGAUGAGCACGUCGCCCGCCAUGUCGUGUCCGACGUUCCUCAAGCACUUUGCCAUGUGCCAUGACGAGUGGCUAAUCAAAGAGCAUAUCCAACAGCUCAAGUCUUCGCUGUCCGACCAGAACCUCCAGCUUCUUCCCGACUAUGAACAACGUGUGCAGGUUCUGAAGGAGCUUGGCUUCAUUGACGAGGCCACGCGGAUCCAGCUCAAGGGUAAGGUAGCAUGUGAGGUGCACAGUGGUGACGAGCUGGUCCUCACCGAGCUCAUUCUCGACAAUGUACUUGCAGAGUUUGACCCUGCCGAGAUUGCCGCUCUCCUGUCCGCGUUUGUCUUUCAGGAAAAGACGACCAUCGAGCCGGUGCUCACUGGCAACCUGGAGCGCGGUCGGGAGCGCAUCGUGGCCAUUUCAGAAAAGGUCAAUGAUGUGCAGACGCGGCUGCAGGUGAUUUUGUCGUCGGAGGACUCGAACGACUUUGUGUCGCGGCCGCGGUUCGGCCUGAUGGAGGUGGUGUACGAGUGGGCGCGGGGCAUGAGCUUCAAGAACAUUACGGGCCUGACGGACGUGCUCGAGGGCACGAUUGUGCGCACCAUGACGAGGCUGGACGAGACGUGCCGCGAGGUGAAGAAUGCGGCGCGCAUUAUUGGCGACCCGGACCUGUACCAGAAGAUGCAGCAGGCGCAGGAGAUGAUUAAGCGCGACAUUACGGCCGUGGCGAGUCUGUACAUGUAG
Beauveria bassiana ARSEF 2860 is the source of this 3819-nucleotide messenger RNA. Its product is annotated as DSHCT domain-containing protein. Gene Ontology annotation, biological process: nuclear-transcribed mRNA catabolic process, 3'-5' exonucleolytic nonsense-mediated decay. Bases 1 to 3819 code for a protein of 1272 amino acids. The record is from RefSeq and is a predicted model, not a curated record. Lineage: Eukaryota; Fungi; Ascomycota; Sordariomycetes; Hypocreales; Cordycipitaceae. The transcript has a single exon. Gene Ontology annotation, molecular function: RNA helicase activity; ATP binding; RNA binding. Gene Ontology annotation, cellular component: Ski complex.